Messenger RNA from Puntigrus tetrazona (Sumatra barb), 1282 nucleotides. Its product is annotated as microfibril-associated glycoprotein 4-like. Lineage: Eukaryota; Metazoa; Chordata; Actinopteri; Cypriniformes; Cyprinidae. The transcript has 6 exons. Bases 132 to 866 code for a protein of 244 amino acids. Gene Ontology annotation, biological process: elastic fiber assembly. The record is from RefSeq and is a predicted model, not a curated record.
UUUUUUGAAAAUGUCACACGAAGGGGAGGAUCCCGACGAUCAGAAACACAUUUAAAGAUGCAUCCAUCUCCUGAACGUUCACAAGAUUCUGAGCUCACACGGUGGAUCUGAUCUGAGCUGGACGUCUGAAGAUGAUUGUGUUGCUGUGUUUGUCUGCUCUGUUUCCCGUCUCGAUGGGCACCGGUGAGAUCAAAUCAGAUUGUUUUCUUCCAAGAGACUGCUCUGAUGUUUAUUCGGGUGGUAAAAAUGGCAGCGGUGUGUACACCAUCACCACUGAGAGCGGACGGGUGCAGGUUUACUGUGAGAUGAUCCCCGGUAAACAGAACGACAGAGGACACUGGACGGUGUUUCUCAGGCGAAAAGAUGGCGAGCUGAAUUUCUUUAGGCCCUGGGACAGUUAUAAAAAGGGUUUUGGUAAUAAAGGCGGCGAACACUGGCUGGGUGUAGAGGUCCUUCACCAGCUGACGUGCAGAUAUCAGUAUAAACUCAGAGUAGAUGUGGAGGACUUUCAAGGGCAGAAGGCUUACGCUCUGUACCAGUCGUUCUCGGUGAGCUCUGAGGCUGAUGGGUACAGACUGCGUGUGAGCGGCUUCGUAAACGGAGGAGCAGGUGACUCUUUGAGUUAUCACAACGGGAUGAAGUUCUCCACCUUCGAUCAAGACAGAGACCUUUCAGCAGAGAACUGCGCUUUAAAAUACUUUCAAGGAGGGUUUUGGUACAACAGAUGCUAUCUCGCGACCCCUACCGGCCCCUAUUUGUGGCAGAAAAACAGUAAAGAGCGGGAUUUUGGAGUCACCUGGAAGACCUGGAGAAACAACUGGAAUUCUCUGAAGUCCAUCACCAUGAAGAUCAGACGUGUGUUUUAGAGCAGGGCUGACCGGCGCUUCCUUCAGCUUGCGCUCACCUCCAUGCCUUCGUGUGGAUCUGUCUUAAAGUAGGGUGACACGCAUGUCCCUCGCUUCCCCCAUAACCGAAUUUUAUUGAAUUAUCUGAAACUGUUUCAGCCAUACGCUGCGAAAAAGUCAUGAAUCAUUGAAAUCGCUCAAUUGUUUUGAAGGUAAAUGGUUGCAAACAAUUAGUUUAGCUACAUUUAAAUAAACUAAUUUAGUUGACUGACUGUUUUUAUCACCUUAAAAAAAUUAGCAAAUUAAAUGAAUAAUUUUUUCAGUCUUGCAAAAUUUGACAGAUGCCUGUAAACUGUGUUUUCGUGCCGCAUGACGACCGCUUGCUCGCUCAGCACCAGCUUGUUGGAUUUUGAAGCAAUAAAAGCAAUUUUACCCGA